Messenger RNA from Elgaria multicarinata webbii, 3553 nucleotides. RefSeq names its product transmembrane channel like 6 (gene TMC6). The record is from RefSeq and is a predicted model, not a curated record. NCBI's taxonomy places the organism in Eukaryota, Metazoa, Chordata, Lepidosauria, Squamata, Anguidae. Bases 391 to 2784 code for a protein of 797 amino acids. Gene Ontology annotation, molecular function: mechanosensitive monoatomic ion channel activity. The transcript has 21 exons. Gene Ontology annotation, cellular component: plasma membrane.
AGCGGCAAAUCUCCUUAUCUCCCUGGUAACUUGUGCUGACAGCCAGGGCUGUUUCACGGAAGCUGAGAGAGUUGAAAGAAACUUUGCUGGCAUUCAGUCUGUCGCCAUGUGGGUGAAAUCGUGAGAAGCAUCUGCAGGCUUGAAUGUUGUGGCUGGUUCCUCAAUCCUGCUUUGCUAGCUGUGGGAGUUGAACAGGGGUUAGAUCAGACCUUCUCAACUCGGGAUCUUGUAAAACUGGUGCGAUGAUGCCGGGCCUGCGCAGCCUCAGUGGAAGUAGCUUUGUCUGGCGAUGGGCUCGCUUUUGAAACUGCCUUUAGAAAUGCGCUGAAAUGCAGAGAUGAAGAGAGAAGCAAACCUGUAGGCAAGAACUUGUGGAGCUGGGAAUUCAAGAUGUCGCACACGGUGACCUUCACCUUUCCAAGCCCUGAGAAUAAGGAGGCUGUCAGCCAGGACACAAGUCCUUAUGAUGAGGGUGCUGUGCAUGAUUCCUUCCACCAGCUAAUUGAGGAGCAGAGCUGGCUGGCUGAACAGGAGCUGGUGGAGAUGCAGGAUCUCCCUUCCAGAGGUACAGAAAAUCUGGCCUAUAUGGCUUCUCCUCCCCGCCGGACUGAGGCUGAGGAGGCACCAGAUCAGAAGGUGGAAAACUAUGACUUCUCUUCGGCCACACUGCGCAUCCUUGCCAGCAUGCCCAGCCGUACUAUUGGCCGCAGCAGAGGAGCCAUCCUCUCCCAGUAUUAUAAUCGUACCGCCAAACUACGCCGUAGGAGCAGCCGCGCUCCACUUCAGGAAAUCUCCCGCUCUGCACGGCCUAGCUUCCGGCAGCUGGAUCUCGAGCUGGAUUCCAGUCAUGAGGAAGAGGAUACCAAGCGUAGCUUGUUGGUGAAAGAACUCCAGAACCUGCCAGCGACUCAGCGCAUUAACAUGCUGAAAGCAAUGCCGCUAAGCCUGGCCGAGAAGCGCAGUCUCAGGCAGGAUUCAAGUGGUCACUCGGGCACCUUGAGGAAACCAAAGACAACAGCUCCUUUGUCAUGUUGUAGCCGGCUUAAAUACCACAUCAUCAUAGGGUUGCGGAAUCUCUGGUACAGUCUGCUGUCCCGCCUUCACACUCUCCAGCCUUGGCAUUAUUCCCUUAAGCAGAUCAGUGGUCGCUUUGGAUCCAGCAUCCUCUCCUAUUUCCUAUUCCUCAAGACUUUGCUCAUGUUCAACCUCUUCUUUUUCCUGAUCCUGCUGGUCUUUGUGGUUGCCGUGCAGGCAGCGUACCCUUCUGCCACACCCAACAACGAAGCCUUCACAGGGCUUGAGCUCUUUACAGGAGCGGGCUACUUCAGUCAUACACUGAUGUAUUAUGGCUACUACAGUAACUUCACGUUGAAUGACCCUUGCGCCACCAACUCUAACAGCUUACAUUGCAGGCAGUCCGGGCACGUCAAAAUGCCGUACAACAUGCCACUGGCUUAUGUGUUUGUCACUGGGGUCUCCUUCUUUGUGACCUGCAUUCUACUGGUGUACAGUAUGUCACGCUCUUUUGGGGAAAGCUACCGUGUGGGCAGCGCUUCAGGUGACCUGGCAAUUAAAGUCUUCUGUGCCUGGGACUACAAGGUGAUCCAGAAACGCUCAGUCCGACUUCAGAGCGAAAACAUCUGUACUCAACUGAAGGAAUGUCUGGCUGAGCGUUCAUCCAGAUCACACCCCUUAAGUCUGUGUAAGAGACUGCAGAAGCUGGCAGUCCUGCUGAUGGCUUGGACUCUGUCCCUGGGCACUGUCCUGGGCUGCGUCGUUGGCGUAUACUACUUCUCUGAGUACAUUCACCAGGUUCACCAUGAGAAACUCUUGACGAGCAGCAAUACUGGGAAAGAAGCCCUGCUCCUGGCCCUGCCUCUGCUGGUGUCUCUGAUCAACUUGCUCAUGCCCUACAUGUAUAACCUCCUGGCUGUUUGGGAGAAGCAGGAGUCUCCAGUCCUGGAGGUGUAUGUCGCCAUCUGCAGGAACCUAAUUCUGAAGAUGGUUAUCUUAGGCCUGCUGUGUUACCACUGGCUGAGUCGGAAAGUGACAUCUUCAAAGAUUCAGUGCUGGGAGACCUUUGUGGGGCAGGAGCUAUACCGCUUGGUGGUGAUGGAUUUCAUUUUCAACCUCUUGGACACCUUCUUUGGAGAGCUGAUGUGGAGGGUGAUUUUGGAAAAGAAGCUACAGAGUAAACGGAGACCUGAGUUUGACAUUGCUAGAAACGUGCUGGAACUGAUUUAUGGACAGACUCUGACCUGGCUGGGGGUCUUCUUUGCCCCGCUCCUCCCUGUUGUCCAAAUCUUCAAGUUGCUGCUCUUGUUCUACAUUAAGAAGACCAGCUUGAUGAGAAAUUGCCAGUCUCCCAGUAAACCCUGGCGUGCAUCUCACAUGAGCACCAUCUUCAUCACCUUGCUGUGCUUCCCUUCAUUCCUGGGUGCCUCCGUUUUCCUCUCCUACACCAUCUGGGCAGUGAAACCAUCAGAGACAUGUGGUCCCUUUCGAACCCGUGAGACGGUCUAUGACUCUGGGAAGAUGUGGAUUGUAGAGCUGGAGGAUUCCAACCCAAACCUUUCCUGGUUUACCUGGAUCCACCAGCACCUGAUCCAAAAUUCCUUCUUCCUGUUUUUAAUCUCUGGAAUUUUGCUAGCUGUGAUCUACCUCAACAUUCAGGUGGUGAAGGGUCAACGGAGAAUCAUCACCCUGCUGAAGGAGCAGAUUGCCAAUGAAGGAGAAGACAAGAUGUUUCUCAUUCAGAAGCUUCAUACUAUCUAUGGGAAAUGAGAGCACAGCAGGUGAAGAUGAGGUUUCUUGGGAGAUGGAGAAUAGAUGCAGUCCCUCCAUGUCUGUUCUGAGAAAUUGCUGCAUGAUGCUGAAAAAGUCAGUCUCCUGUUGUCUCUCCGUUCAGAAAUUUUCAUAGGGAUCCCAUCCACCUUCGGUCCAAGAACUUCCAUUCUUCGCAUUUGCUGGCAAUUCCAGCUUCCACGGUCAGGCAAAUGGAAAUUUCCUUGAGUUGCAUCAAAGGAUCCCUAAGCUACUUGAAAGAUACUGAAGCUGAUGAUUUUAAAAAGAAAAAAACCAAAUUGCUUGAACUUUUAAUGGCCCUUGGGCUUUCUGCCGUGGACUUGCAGUGGGCUCAUGGGUUUAUAAUAUGAAACUUAUAAGAGGUUGUUGCCAGAACCUCUUUCGCACCGGGGACAUCAUGGUUUGAUGCUAUUAAAAACAACCUCUUUUUAAUUUCUUUCUUUGUUGGUAACAGUGGUGGUGAACGUUUAUCGCUGUUUGUCAAUUUCUUGUGAAGAUAUAAUGGAUCACCACAGUCUAUAGUCACUAACUUGGGUGUCUCUUGGUGCUUCCAAAUGGCAAUGACAUCUUCCAUUUCUAACUAUCAUGUGUUUCUCCACUGCUGCUUCCACGUCUUUUCUUACCAGAAAAAAUUCGGAAUCACUGCACAAUGCUGCCAGCAGCAUCCUCUCUGCAUUUUAGCUCCUACCUCUGAACAUAAUUGUUCUUUAGUAUUAACCACCAUUUCAUAAAGGAAAUAUUAACCCUU